Molecule: messenger RNA, 1673 nt
Organism: Cladophialophora immunda
Lineage: Eukaryota; Fungi; Ascomycota; Eurotiomycetes; Chaetothyriales; Herpotrichiellaceae
Exons: 7
Coding region: 180-1673 (497 amino acids)
Biological process (GO): transmembrane transport
Cellular component (GO): membrane
Molecular function (GO): transmembrane transporter activity
Source: RefSeq, a predicted model, not a curated record
GCCAUCCGCAAGCUCUAUGUGUAUGUGGGGCGGUCGUGAGCUCUGGAGUCACCUCGACCUCUUCGCUUAAAUACACGGCUUUGAAACCUCUCGUCGCCAGACCUGGAUCCCAUUUCUACCUGUUCAUCACAGUCUCGAUACCUUAGGUUGACUAUCCACAAAGACGCUCCGCACCGAACAUGACGGGAAUUACAGGAGGGACUCUGAAAGCUUCGGCUUUUGACCAGCUUGAUCUGGAUCCCACCAAAAGCGAGUCAUCGGCCGAGGAAAUAGACUGGACGGAGCAAGAAGAGACGGCCAUCAGGAGAAAGAUUGACCGGCGAAUUGUCCCCCUGGUCACCCUGCUGUACCUCUUUUGCUUCCUCGACCGCGCCAAUAUUGGAAAUGCUCGGAUUCAAGGAAUGGCCAAGGACCUGGAUCUGGUUGGGUACCGCUUCAAUUGGGCGCUGAGCGUCUUCUACAUUGUCUACCUCUUGGUGGAAGUUCCGAGCAACAUCCUCCUGAAGCACAUCGGCCCUCGAUUCUACAUCCCGGGACUGGUCUUUGGCUUCGGGUUGGUGUCUCUCUGCACCGCCUUUGUCAAGAACUUUGACGAACUGUGCGUCGCGCGGGCGUUCCUGGGUGUCUUUGAAGGCGGCACCAUGCCUGGGAUCUCAUUCUUCCUGAGCACGUUCUACAAACGGCGAGAGCUGUAUUUCCGGAUCGGAAUAUUCAUCUCAGCUGCUUCCAUCGCAGGGGCUUUUGGAGGCUUGUUCGCGACAGCCUUGUCUCGCAUCCCUCGUUGGGGGACAGAGUCUACACCGAUCCACACCUGGAGAAAUAUCUUCUUCUUUGAGGGCUUGAUCACCAUCAUCGUUGCAGCGGCUGCUCCAACCUUGAUGCCAUCGAAUCCGCAGACUUGUCGGUUCCUCACCGAACGAGAACGGCAUAUCGCCCAUGAACGGUUGAUCCGAGAGCAUCGCGCUGAUCCGAUGGAGAAGGUCCAAUGGCAUCAUAUUCGCGCCGCCAUCUUCAACAUCAACAAUAACCUUUGUGCGGCUGGCUUCUUCUUGAUCAACAUCACUGUCCAAGGUCUCUCCAUCUUCAUGCCCACUAUCCUGGCGGAUCUCGGCUGGACCGCAACCAAGGCACAACUGUACUCGGUGCCCCCGUACGUGGCUGCGUGUCUCGUGGCUAUUUUGAUCGCGUACGUCAGCGACAAAACGCGCAGGCGUGGUAUUUAUCUCGCAGGAGCCACUUUCUUGCCAAUCGCCGGGUUUUCUAUACUGAGAUGGAGCACAAAUGCCUCGAUUCGUUAUAUGGCUGUUUAUUUUAUUACCACAGGAGCUUUUCCAGGAGGACCUGGGUUCCUUUCUUGGGGGAUCAACAAUUCUGCCGGGCCGGCAGUGCGUGCUGUGGCGACUGCGUGGAUUGUCUCGGUUGGCACUCUAGGAGGCGUCCUUGCCACAUGGACCUAUCUUGUUCGCGACGCGCCUCGCUACCCCAUUGGUCACACCAUCAACCUGUCUGCCCAGAUCAUUGUCCUCUUUGUAGCUAGCUUUGGCAUUGCAUAUAACAUGCGCGAGAAUCGACUACGGGAGCAAGGAAAGAGGACGCAUCGACUUGAGGGGUUGGAUGAGGCUGAGAAGAGGGACCUCGGGCACAAGCAUCCGGACUUUAGGUAUAUUCCGUGA